This is a messenger RNA of Cyclopterus lumpus (lumpfish), 4416 nucleotides long. RefSeq names its product MIS18 binding protein 1 (gene mis18bp1). Lineage: Eukaryota; Metazoa; Chordata; Actinopteri; Perciformes; Cyclopteridae. The coding region runs from base 397 to 3690 and encodes 1097 amino acids. The record is from RefSeq and is a predicted model, not a curated record. The transcript has 16 exons.
UUAGAGGCGACUUGUCGUAUUACCGCCCUCCACAACUAUUGAGGUUACAACAUAUUUGAGAGUUCAACUGCUUUCGAUAUUGUUUCUUUUCAUCGUUUGUGGGGAAAUAUUUGUAUACAAAACAUAUAUGUAUUUAACGUAUGUAGUUAUUACGCUCCAGCUCUUUUUUUCCCAGUUAAAUUAGUUUCUAAAAUAUUUUAACAUUUCCCUUUCGCGUCUUAAGGGACUGUGGAUGUUACGUCCUGUGCGGAAGUGACGUCUUUAUUUUGUCAGUACGUCACAGGUUUCUAUCCAAUACGGCGGUGAUGGGGAAAUUUGAAAUGUGCGAGCUAGCGAGCUAGCGAGCUAACAAACGCCUCGAAUGUAGAGCGAUCGUUUUUCUUUUUCAUAGAAACCAUGGCGUCGUAUCAUACAUUACUACAUCGUACAACACCGCCCUUUGAAUCGCCUGCCAAGGUGUUCGCUAAGCUCAAGUUGAAAGUGCAGAGGAAGGGAAUUUGCGCGGAUUCUCCUUUGACAGGCAAUGACUCGCUGUGUAACGUUAGAGACAAACAUGGAGCUGCUGUUUUGUCACCGAGGAAGAGAGCAGAGAACACUUGGAUGACCGAGGAGCUCACGGGGAAUCAGAGGUCUGCUACCUAUCACAAUGAAGCGCAGGCCUGGACUCUCUCGCCUAUAUCGAGUCCUCAGAAAAUCUUUGGGUAUUCAGACAUCAUCAGCAAGCAUGUGGAGGAAAUGCCUCCAGUGAUAGAGAGAGGACAUGGACGAACACCAAGAAAGAGAGCGUUCCUGGAGUCGACAGCUGUGGCCCACCCCUCUUCUCAGGUCAACAGAAAGCAGAUCCGCACAGAGUCGCCUCAGAUCAGAGACUCGAGUGGCUUCAAGGUAAUCAGCAGGACUCCAGUAAAGGUGCAGCCAGUGGAAGAGGACUUUGAAAGCAGUGUGUUUAUGGAGGGGUGUGCUCCUCUGAUGUCUUCAGCCUUCAUGUUCUCCCCCAUGAGGACGAGGUUAAAGAGACAAUGUGAGCAGCAGGAGUUUAAUAAAGUCACCAGCAGUACAAAGGAGGUCUGCAAUGGAUCCAGAAGGAAACCCUCCAGGGCGUUCAGUGGGGAUACCAGCACUUGCGUUGAGGGUUUGGGUCAUGUUAGAGGAUUAUCUGCUGACCCAUCAGAGGUGAACCAAUUCACCCAUAACCCUGUGUUCCCAACACUAAGAGCCCCUGCAAUUAAACAUUGCUAUGUUCCUGUGGAAAAAUGUCCUCUAAUGUCUCCAUCCAAGAUGUUUUCUUACAUGAAGAAGAGGGAAAGUAAAACAAAGCAGCCGGAAGUUCAUAAAGUCAGCAGCAGCACACGAGAUCUCUUUAAUACAAGUAAUUACCAUCAGUCCGGAGACACAUCGCCUCCCUCCACAGUUCACAACAUGGGAGAGAUGGACAACGUUGCUUUUCCAGAAAGGUUGGCUCCUGUCAACCGGUCCAGAGUAGAAUCAGCUGACAGCCUAUCAGACACAGAGCCCUCUGAGGAUGUCCUGAGCCUGGUCGUGUCCCCACAACCGGUUUUGUUUGAAGACUCUCUUUUACUCAAUACGCCACGGAUCUCCAUACCAAAGAAGCAAGAGGCUGUGUUCAAGCGAAAUAAAUGGCCCCAGAGCACAAAAUUUCCAAGUGAGAGUGUGAUUUAUCUCAAAAAGUGGUUCCUGAGGAAGAAUCACAAAGGCCUGUUUGUUGAUGGAAUCCACCAGGACAAAAAUAUACCGUGGAACAGUAACAUCGUUGUGGACAGAGUUUCUAAUAAUGUUGUGAAGACUGUCACCGGCAAGGUUUACAUCUUGGUUGACAAGAUGAAGAUGAGCCUUGACUCUGGGUUACCCAAGUGGCUUUUGAAGAAGUUUGUCAAUGGGUUUCCUCCAGACUGGGAGGCCCUUUAUGAGAGAUUUCUGUCACAGUCAAGAGACGACCCCAAAAGAGAAACGGAGAGGAACAGUGAGGGGAGGGUCGUCAUGGUGAAGACACAAUCCGAGACACCCUCCAUCAUCCGCACUGUGAAGCGGCACAGGAAAACCCCUGAUUCCUUUAUUUCUGCCUCCUUGUCUCGUCCAAUUGUGUCCCGAAGUGGUCGAGUGAUCAAGCCACCUCUGGAAUAUUGGAAAGGAGGAAGAGUCAUUCUGGAUGCACACAUGAAUGUCACCAUCCAUGAAUGUUAUGAUACCUCCAGCUGCAUCCCUGUCUCUACAAGAGCAUCACAGAAACCUGCGCGUGUGCUCCUGCCCUGCAGUGAAGGCCGUCAGCAAUGUGAAUCAGCCAGCGACAAAGAAGCAUCAGUACCACUGAGGAGGGUCAAGGCUCCACUCCGCAAAUGCAACAGUGCCACAAUUAAGCCUAAAAAGAAGCCCUCUUAUUCACCUGUACCUCUUGUGGAGCCGCUUGGCAGCCCUGAGGAGUUGUCUGGCAGAGAAACGAGGUCCAGCCGAAGGCGUCCAACAACGGAGAAAACAUUGCAUGUGGCUACCGUCCCUCCAAAGCAAAGGAUACCUGUAAAGUCUUCGACACGGAGGUCCAAAAAACCGACGCAUGACAUCACAAGUCCUCCAGUGAGCGUCUUGGGUAGCCAGCGGGCUUUCCCAGCACCCCCAGAAUCUGUUCAUGAUUAUAACACAUCCACGUCAUCUGAUGACGAGGUCAUUGGGAGAAAGAAGUCGGGGAAAGAAGUGCACAGAAAGAGAAGCAGGAAAGUUCUUAACAAGCCACGUUACGUAUUUCCAUCAAGUGAGUCAUCAGGGUCCUCUGAGAUCGAGAAGGAACUGGGGAAAAGAACCAGAGUAACGACAAAACAUAAACGGAGUAAUCGCACCAAGUCAUCAUCACCCACAAAGCCUUUGCCUAAGUUGACACAGUCCAGCAAGAACAACCCCAACGCAAACAAAGGCAACGCAGCGAUUCCACAAGAGCAAGAUGCUCAUGAGUGGACAGAGGCGGAGCUUAUGAAGCUACAAGAGGCUGUGUCCUACUAUCCUAAGCACAUGGCAGGUUACUGGGCAAAGGUGGCGAGGAUGGUUGGAACACGUUCUACAGAAGAGUGCCACUUCCAGCACACAUCCCAGAGAGCCUGCCAGACUCCUGCUAAGCGAGCGAAGAACCCCAAAAAGGAGAAGAUGGAAGCACCAAAAGAUCCAGCUCACCAGGUGAUAUCUGCUCGAGUGGGAACCUUAAAGAGAAAGCAGCAGAUGCGUCAGUUCCUGGAGGCCAUGCCCCGAGAAGAUGUUGAGGACGGCUUCAGCUCUGCGUACAUGCAGAGUAAACGCUUUGAGAUGCCCUCCUUGUGUCCGAGUGACCAUGACUUCACAUUGUCAGAAAUGGAGCCACUGACACCCACGUCGACAGGUUUCCCCGAAGUGAAGACUCCUCAGUGUCUGCAUAUCACUCCUGGCAUGAUGGGUUCUCCAAACAGGACCAACAAUGACAAGUACGUCUAUCAACUCCAGAAGAGGAUGAGAAAAAAUCAGUUUAAUGUCUGCAAACAGGCUCCUUCUUCAAAGAGCUUCACACCCACGCCCUCCAUGAAACGAGCAAUGAGAAGAUGUGGUAACACAGAAAAUGACACCUUUGUCGUUUGGGAGAUGUUCCCUGGAAACGAUGUUGCGCUGUCUGAAAGCGGAGAGGAAGAGGAUUUUUACUUCUCAGACAACGACUGAUUAGAGCUGACAUUACUAUUAAUAGUAACAACUGACAAGAGUCCGUUGUAUCAGUUGUUGGGAACCAAACAAUAGUGGAGAUCAGAAAUGUAAUUCUCCUCAACCUUCUUAAUCUAAGUUGUACUGCUGUGUUUCCUGAAACUCCCUCUGACAACAUACAUGGCACCUCCAAACGUUCCCUUUAUUUUAGUGUAAAGUCGUAAAUAGUAUAAAUACAUACUGAAAACGUUCACAAUAAAUGAAUACAUUAAAAAAAAAAAAAGUCUAGCAACUUCUAUUUUCUGCCAUGAGUGAUAAUGGAAUACAAUAUAACUUUUUUUAAAUGACAUUAUACAAUUACUUCUUUAUGACACUUUUUAUGACUAUACUAUUACUUAAAAAAAAUAAUUUAUGGCAUAAUGUACUGUGACCUUUUAUGAGAUGUUCCUGAUGUACUAUACAAUUGCUUUUUUAUUGUUGUUGCUUACUUCCCUAUGAUCUUUUAAAAAUGUUUAUGACAAACUUAGCCACGACUUUUUUAUGACAUGCUACUAUAAAUUCUUCAUGACAUAUUUAUGAUAUGCUGUAACACUGUACCAUUGCUUAUUUGUAUGGCUUAUGACAUGCUAUACUUUACUUUUUAUAUUACUUUUUCACGAGACUAUUUAUGUUUUCAUGAAUCGUUAUAUUAAGUUUGACAUUUUUACCGACAUGCUGUGUGACCCUUUAAAGCAUACCAUACUAUGA